GACACACAACAUGGCGGACUAGAGUCGUCAGCCGACGCGCCCGGAUACAGCGGAUAAACCGUGGGAUUUAGCACCCAGGAAGGCGAAGAAAGUACUCUCGGAAGGGCUGCUACGUUUGGUCGAAGUGAGGAUUCUUAGUGGGCUGCCGUUCUUCCCUGGGUUCGGCAGGAAAACUGACUGCGAAGUGUUGGCAGUGUGUCCCAGAUCGUGCUUCCCUCCUCUGCUAUCACCCAGGUCCCCCCCCCCCAUCCCCACCCCGCUCUCACUCUCUGUUCGUGGGGUGUGGAGACAGGGGCCGGGGUUGAAAAAAAAAACGUGGAAGAGAAAGAGAGCACAGAUUCCUCCUUGGCUGUUUCCCCACCUUUCCUCUGGGCCCUACAGGAGUUGUGGACCAAGCUUUGCGAAUGAGUGAUUGAUGCCAACUUCGCUUCUUCAGGGCAGAAUGGGUGUGUAUCCCCUGCUCCUGCUGAUCGGUCUAGCCCUCGGGGCGUCAGGCCAGGAUGAUGUCCCCAUCACAAGUCCUCCUAACAUUACUGUGAUUCCUACAGACCCCCCUGUGGCACCAUCCCUCAACUUCACUCUCGCACCCACACAAGCCACCACCGGCCCACCCACAACUCUCAGCCCAUCAGUCAUCCCAGUGACCACAAUGGUGCAGCAGCAGCAGCAGCAGCAGCAGGCAACCACCACCACUACAAGCCCCGUUGUUGAGGAGGAUGUUGAACCUGCAGGUCCGAAUGCCACUGGACGGCUGUUACCAGCUGUCCCCCCCCCACCUCAGGCACCGACCGAUGCCUUUCAGGAACCACCGAGCUCCCAGACCCCCUCUCCUUUCAACCCAGCAGAAGGAGACAACAGGACCACGGCUCUCCCUCCAGGCACCCCAACUCCAGAUACUUAUAGUGAUGAGGAUAUAUUAACUGAGGAGACAGAGACCACCACAGAACCUCGGAUGGAGUUCCCCUCCGACACCAGCCCACAUGACAACAACCCGUCUGAUGACAUGCCGAUCAUAGCUGUCAUGGUGGCCCUGUCCUCCUUGCUGGUCAUUAUCUUCAUCAUCAUUAUCCUCUACAUGCUCAGGUUUAAAAAGUACAAGCAGGCAGGGAGCCAUUCAAACUCCUUCCGGCUGACCAACGGGAGAUCAGAUGAUACAGAACUCCAGAGCGUCCCGCUAUUGGCCCGUUCGCCCAGCACAAACAGGAAGUACCCGCCUCUUCCUGUCGACAAGCUGGAGGAAGAAAUGAACCGCCGCAUGGCCGAUGACAACAAGCUCUUCAGGGAGGAGUUUAAUUCGCUGCCAGUCUGCCCCAUCCAGGCAUCAUGUGACGCUGCCUCCAAGGAGGAGAAUAAAGAAAAGAACAGAUAUGUCAACAUCCUGCCAUAUGAUCACUCCAGGGUGCAUCUUUCAUCUCUGGAAGGAGUUCCCGACUCUGACUUCAUCAACGCCUCCUUUAUUAAUGGUUACCAAGAGAAGAACAAAUUCAUCGCAGCUCAAGGGCCGAAGGAGGAAACGGUAAACGACUACUGGCGGAUGAUAUGGGAGCAAAACACAGCAACCAUUGUCAUGGUGACCAAUCUGAAGGAGAGGAAAGAGUGUAAGUGUGCCCAGUACUGGCCGGACCAGGGCUGUUGGACAUACGGGAACAUCCGCGUGUCUGUAGAGGACACAAUGGUUCUAGUGGACUACACCAUCCGCAAGUUUUGCAUUCAACAGGUUGGAGACGUGUCUGGGAAGAAGCCUCAGAGACUCGUCACUCAGUUCCACUUCACCAGCUGGCCAGACUUCGGGGUGCCCUUCACACCGAUCGGGAUGCUCAAGUUCCUCAAGAAGGUCAAGAAUUACAACCCUCAGUAUGCCGGGCCAAUCGUGGUCCACUGUAGUGCAGGCGUGGGGAGGACAGGAACGUUCAUCGUGAUCGACGCCAUGUUGGACAUGAUGAUGUCUGAGAGGAAGGUGGACGUGUUUGGCUUCGUCACCAGGAUCAGAGCCCAGCGCUGUCAAAUGGUUCAGACUGAUAUGCAGUACGUGUUCAUUUUCCAGGCGUUGUUAGAGCACUACCUGUACGGAGACACAGAGCUGGAGGUGACCUCUCUGGAAUCCCACCUGGCAAAACUCUACGCCCCCUCCCCUGGAGCUGGCUGCAGCGGUCUGGAGGCUGAAUUCAAGAAGCUGACAUCGAUCAAGAUUCAGAAUGACAAGAUGAGAACAGGCAACCUGCCCGCCAACAUGAAGAAGAACAGAGUCCUACAGAUCAUUCCAUAUGAGUUUAACAGAGUGAUCAUUCCAGUCAAACGAGGAGAGGAGAACACCGACUACGUCAAUGCCUCAUUCAUUGAUGGUUACCGUCAAAAAGACUCGUACAUGGCAAGUCAGGGCCCCCUGCAGCACACCAUUGAGGAUUUCUGGAGGAUGAUCUGGGAGUGGAGGAGCUGCUCCAUCGUCAUGCUCACCGAGCUGGAGGAGAGAGGCCAGGAAAAGUGUGCUCAGUAUUGGCCCAGUGAUGGAGUGGUGGUCCACGGGGACAUCGCCAUCGAGAUAAAAAGGGAGGAGGAGAGUGAGAGCUACACGGUGCGGGACCUGCUGGUCACCAACAACAGGGAGAACAAGGCUCGAGCGGUGCGCCUGUUCCAUUUCCACGGCUGGCCAGAGGUGGGUAUCCCCACUGAUGGUAAAGGAAUGAUCAACAUAAUUGCUGCUGUGCAGAAACAGCAGCAGCAGUCUGGCAACCACCCCAUCACAGUGCACUGCAGUGCUGGUGCUGGCCGGACAGGGACUUUCUGUGCGUUGAGUACAGUCCUGGAGAGGGUGAAAGCAGAGGGCAUCCUGGAUGUCUUCCAGACAGUCAAGAGCCUCAGACUGCAGAGACCACACAUGGUGCAGACACUGGAGCAGUACGAGUUCUGCUACAAAGUGGUCCAGGAGUAUAUCGAUGCCUUUUCUGACUACGCCAACUUCAAGUAGCCACCUGCCGUGGAUGGAUGGAUGUCCAGAUACACUUCUUACAAAACAUGCACUCACCAGAACACAGUCAGACGCACACACACAUUACCGUGCAGGAAGCUGCAUGUUACCAUCGGAUGGAUUUUUUUACCUUCCCUUUUUUCUGAUGGAAAAGACUCGUAACAACAUGAUCUGUAGAUGAGACGAACUGCCCGGAGAGGAAAAGGGAACAGAGGCCUCGGCCCGGAGGAGGACAGGGCAGCGCAGUCGGACGGAGAAAAUAACUGAGAUGCCUUCUUGAAUAUUUUGUAAUAUUGGUCUUGUUAAUACAGCCCUUCUCCCUAUUUUCCUCCCACCUCUCCCUCACCCCCCAACAUGUAUAUACACUUACUGUGUUGCAUCUUCUUACUUUGGUUUCAGACACGGUUUUGAGUUUGGCUGCAUAUUCGGGUGGCACCUGUAAUGUAUUUUAUUGGUAUAUACAUAUAAAUAUAUAAAUAUAUAUGAAUAUAAAUCUAGUGCUUUGGAGGCUAAUGU
Labrus bergylta (ballan wrasse) is the source of this 3481-nucleotide messenger RNA. It is a transcript of the gene ptpra, whose product is annotated as protein tyrosine phosphatase receptor type A. NCBI's taxonomy places the organism in Eukaryota, Metazoa, Chordata, Actinopteri, Labriformes, Labridae. Gene Ontology annotation, biological process: protein dephosphorylation. The record is from RefSeq and is a predicted model, not a curated record. Gene Ontology annotation, molecular function: protein tyrosine phosphatase activity.